UUGUCACCUGGAGGAGUAAUACAGUUAAAGGCUGUGUUACAACAUUAAUAUUUGAUGCUUUGUUACCAACAAUGCACCAGAAAUAUAUCUUUUUAGUAGUAUCUUGUUUCUAUAUCAGUAGAUGAACCCACCCUGCUGUGGUGCUACGAGUUCAAUGGUCAACGCGACGCACACUGCUCGCGCAGCCCUCCAACAACGUCCCACAUAGUCGCGCGACAUCAACAACAAUGGCAAACCGUCUCUUCUGAUUGGAGCCAACGGACGGAGACGGUCCCUGAAAAAGCUUCAACUCUCUGCUCUUCAUUUCUUAUUUCUCUUUUUGAAUCGGCGUGUUUUUUUAUACCUUUUAAAAGACGAGAGUGUUUGCCAUGUUUCUGCGUUUUUAAUUUUUAAUUUCCGACAAUGAUUGAGUCGCUGUUGGCCAGCAAACACAGUGUGUCCCUGCUGCUGCUGCUGCUGCUCGGCUACUAGAGGCUGCUAACAGAGCUAGCUCCUCACACGGCGGUUAGCUAGCCGUUAGCUUCACGUUAGCCUCGACUUGAAGUGAAGGAGGGUGAAAACACAAGCGAUUUGUGUUUGUUUUAUAACAAACAAACCUUUAACUAUUUUUCUUAGUCGUCGCUGUCGGUUAUUGUGAAGAAGUGUUGUAUGAUUUUGUCGUAUAGAUACUUCUUUGCUUGCUAGCUUAACAGGCUUAGCUUAUUAUUGUGUUCUUUUUCCGACUGGCGAGUUUUUUUCUUUUGCAAAAGUAUGGAUGACCAGACCAGGAUGCUGUCGGGUCUCGCCGGACUCGGUGGACUAGCACAAGCCGAUGUCGGUGACCCAGACUCGGUGAGGAAACAGCAGAGCCUCGGUCAGCCUCAGCAAGACAUAGGGGAUAUCCUACAGCAGAUAAUGGCCAUCACCGACGAGAGCCUGGACGAAGCACAGGCCAGAUGCUGGCCAGAGGACUCGCCGGCGCAUUGGGGUGGAUCAGACGACCCCACAGAGGGAGGGAGAGCAGGGGGGGGCAUGGCAGGGGGUGGCCUGCCACUCAACUUCCAGCACAGGAAGCAUGCCCUGAACUGUCACAGAAUGAAGCCAGCCCUCUUCAGCGUUCUCUGUGAGAUCAAAGAGAAGACGGUGCUGAGUAUACGAGGCGUUCAGGAGGAGGACCCCCCAGAUCCCCAGAUCAUGCGGUUGGACAACAUGCUGCUAGCAGAGGGUGUGUCAGGACCGGAGAAGGGAGGAGGAUCGGCUGCAGCGGCCGCAGCUGCAGCAGCAGCGGGGGGCUCACCUACCGACAGCAGCAUUGAACACUCCGACUACAGAGCCAAGCUCGCCCAGAUCCGCCAGAUCUAUCACUCUGAGCUGGAGAAGUACGAGCAGGCCUGCAGUGAGUUCACCAACCAUGUAAUGAACCUGCUGAGAGAGCAGUCUCGCACACGGCCCAUCUCUCCCAAGGAGAUUGAGCGCAUGGUGGCCAUCAUCCACCGCAAGUUCAGCUCCAUUCAGAUGCAGCUCAAACAGAGCACCUGCGAGGCCGUCAUGAUUCUGCGCUCACGCUUCCUUGACGCCAGACGUAAGCGGCGCAACUUCAACAAGCAAGCUACAGAAGUGCUGAACGAGUAUUUCUACUCCCACCUGUCUAACCCUUACCCUAGUGAGGAAGCCAAGGAGGAACUGGCCAAAAAGUGUGGGAUCACUGUGUCUCAGGUCUCUAAUUGGUUUGGCAACAAAAGAAUACGCUACAAGAAGAACAUUGGUAAGUUCCAGGAGGAAGCGAACCUCUACGCAGUUAAAACGGCGGUGGAUGCUGCCAAUGUGUCUGCGCAGGCUAGCCAGGCUAACUCUCCGGCAACGCCCAACUCAGGUGGAUACCCUGCACCGUGCUACACACCUGACGGGCGGCUAUGAGGAGCUGUCGGGUAGUGGCCUCUACACCCCUCAUCGCCUGGAUGCUAACAGCUGGCAGGACACCACCAACCCCCCCUCGGUCACCUCUCCUCCCGGUCCUCCUGGCAGCGUCCACUCCGACACCUCCAACUGAUUCGGUGGCUCUCCCUGCCAUCACUCCAUUCCCACCGCGGUCUGCUCUGACUACCAUCCUCUGUCUUCAUUUUUCACUACUCCCUUGUCUCUCUACUGGACAGCCACACAGGGCUGUGCUCGCAUUUCAUAAACACACACACACUGUGCUGGAACACAGGACAGCCAAACAGUAGUUAGGAGGAGUUCUCCCUCCACCCCCCCCCACAGCUCCACUUCAAUGCUAGAAGCUCCUUAACUCUGAAUGAAAAAAGAGGGACGGAGCUUCCUGAUGCUGAGACAGAUAGAAAACACCUUUACUAUCAAGGACUUUUUGAAAAACCACUGACCCAGCUGUGUAGAUGAUCAUGAUGUCUGUACAUUGUGUAUAUGCACGUUAACUCCACACAGUACUCACACUGCUUGUCCAUGUGCUGUUGACCUCUGCACUCGACCCUUUGCUUUGGAAAACUGUGUGUGAUUGCCUGUAUCUCUUGAAGCCUUUGGCGUUUGAUGGCCAAACUGUUGAUACGGAUCACCAGGGAGCUCUGCUCACCUUGCUCGUACCAAAGUGCUGCCCCGGUAGUUGUCAACACAUCCGUUCCUCCCGAGAUCACCCUCUGCCAACUCAACACAAGACACUGUUAUAUCUUCCAGUCCUUUAUAGCUCGAUGUUUCAUUCUGUUGGAGAUUUCAAACAAAGUGAAUAAUUGAGAUACGCACAAACGUGCGUGCACCCCGCUUCCAUAAACCUCACAACUUUUCAGUCGUUUUCAUAGUGAGCUGACAUAAAAAAAGAUGUGUCAAGCACAAACGUUAGCAUCCUUGUUAUGGGUGUCUCUACCUGUAAGCGGGUAGUUAAGGGGAUCACUGUUCUAAACCAGGCAGGGCAGGUGAUAAUAGGGCUGGUGAGAGGAGGAGGAAAGGGCAGAGAGGAGAAUAUCUUUGGUUGAGUGGAUGUAACUAAUAGCCCUUUUUUGUUGCUAACCAAUAGAGGGUGUUGGUAGAUGGCUUGUAGACUUUACUUCUUGCUUUCUGUCCACUAGUUUAUUUGAUUGUAGGCUAUUUUCUAAUGCUGUUUCACCAAGAAUGCACCAGCCACCACCAAAAAUGAGCUCAAUAAAAGCAUCUAAAUGACGUUAAGGAGACGGGCGGUAAGAUUGUGGGGCAUCGAUGUGUUAUUGGGACAUGAAUUUAGAAACGUGACUGUCUUCCAUGCAUGUAGGACUUUCUAGGCGUGAUAUUAUUGUUUUCAUUUAACCUUCCAAGUUUUUAGCUUCGUUUUUAUUAACAAAAAAAAUAAAUAAAAAGGGUAUAAUUAUUACAGUCAGACCAAAAAGGAAAAAGUGCAUCAUGUAUUGCUAAUGAUGUGUGUGUCUCUGUGUGGGCGUGUGUACAGUGUUCUUGGGAUGUCUUAGUCAAACUGGCUGGUGCCCUCUGACCUUUGUAAGCAUUAUAAGAGACUGGGUGCUUCCGCCAGCCAGGUGACACACCAGGUGGGGUUCGACCGAGAUCUCCUCCCCCCAUCUUGAAAACAUUUUACGAGCCCGAGGCAACACACUACAACCUUCUGUUGUACCAAAACCAAAAAUACCACGUUCAGCAAUGUAAUAAUGCUACUCUGUGUCUCUCUAAAGUUGGUGCGCAGCCACCUUUUCAGUUCGAGGAGAGGAGGGAAUUAUAUUUGUAUCUGUGUCUCUCUGUGUGGUGUUGUCAUGCCUCGAGUUGAUUUUUGAUUUUAGGGGUUUUUCUUUGUGGGGCGUCAUGGGAGGGUGGGUGGAGUGAGGACUGUCAUAUCACACCUGUAAUUUGAUUGUGAGCAUAGAAGGUAUGCUCUCCCCUUAACCCAUCCUUUUAAUACCUUCUGGUAAAACCACAAGUUUUUACUUCUAUAGCCGAUUGGGCAAGGGCUUCUUCUCUCUCCUCUGUUACCAAAAAAGAGGCAGCACUGGGCGUAGUAUAACUCCUGUUUAAGACAAACAUUUUGGGGGAUUUUCAUUCUUUGGAACUAUUUUAUACAUUAACUGUUAUGUGAAUAACAAAGCAUUUUGAUAGUAAGGUAAAGCCUUAUGAAGAUUUAAGUGUCAGACUUUAUGUUACAGAACAAAAACUUAUAAGCUUAUAAGCUGGUCACACGUGAUAUCCCGCAUCUAAUUAUGACUUGUUUUGUUACUCAUCGCGGUUCAUACGACUGUAUCUUAUGAAUAACGUUAUCGCCACACCAAAAUUAUCAUGUCCCCCCUCCCUUUUUCUACCUGUUGUAAUGGAUGUCACUGUACAGUUUGUGUAAUGUUUCAGUAUUUUUUCUUUUUUUUUUCUUUUAUAAACUUUGAUGUUUUUGGUUGAGAUGCCAGUUUUAUUUUGGCCUUUGUGUCACAGGAUUCACGAUAACUCUGUAUCAAUUUUGAAUAUUAUUUAGGUCUUUUUGUUACAUAACCGGGUGGCAAUGUCGGGUUUACAGGUGUGACGCUUGGUGCUGUGGAAAGACAAUUGUAUCAAUUGAGGUUCUCCAAUGGACAUUAUUUGGUGUAUUUUUGCCGUGUAGAUUUAUGGACGCUGUUCCCUUCAGUUUCUACCUUUUACACACUUCCCCAGAUAUCCACCCAUUUGUGUAUCUAAAUCUUUUUAACUCUUUUAAACAUGCUUUGUGACUAAUUAAGUGCUCAAAUUAUUUGUUGAAAUCAUAACUUUCUGUUUACGGAGUGGCAAAAUAAGUUUUGAAACUGUUAAAUAGUUAUAAGGACUAUUGUUAAUUCAUGCUCUUGGAGCUUCAAAUUUAUCAGCCCAUGACGACUAAAUAUAAACGUGCAGAUGUCGCCCUUUGGUUUCAUUUUACAGGUCCGCAAACUUCAUGGUAAUUAGGUGAUAAUUAGCAAGUAACCUAUGUCUUUGGAAUUACUGCCAAAUUACCCCAAUAUUUACAUCAAAAAUUAUUUUAUUAUAAACAUUAUAUUCCGCUAUUUCCCAAUAGCUGGUAAUUUAAAAUUUAGAAUAAUUUUUGAAGUAAAUAUUGGGAUAAUUUGGCAGUAAUUCCAAAGAAAUUUCAAAUAGGUCACUUGCUAAUUAUCACCUAAUUACCAUGAAAUUUGCGGACCUGUAAAAUGAAGUUCCCUUUUUGUGGAAAAGUUAAUGCCAUAAACUCUAAAAAGUAUUCAAGUAUUUAAUGCAGAAAUAUUGUAAAAAUAUGCAAGUACAUUUGCAUACAACUGAGAGGAAGUCAAUACUGGAUUUUGUUUGAGGAAACUACUAAAGCCUCGGACACAGACCGCUUCAGACUUCUACCGGUGACGCAGACGCGCAUGCGGUUCCAUUCAUACUACAAUUGAGGGUCCGUGGCGUUCUGGGGUUCCACGCAUGCGCAUUUCCCGAUCCACACUCCCAUUGUAGUUGGGAGUGGUAACGCACCAUGACGUUGUGUGCCAGGAGCUCUAUGCCAUUUGGCCGUCUUUGUAUUACUUUUUAAAGACAAAUUAUAUAAAUGUGGGCCCUCGCGGACACGUUAAGUACGAAUUGGCCUUCAAUGGCAACUUCAUUUAAAAUAAUUAAAAUCAUGUGACACCCUGAAACAGGAAGAGAGGCAGACCUUCACAAUAAAGCAGAUGGUCUACAAAAAUAAUGAGUAGGGUGAAAUGAUUCAUGUCUAAACACUUAACGACGUCGAUCUAAAAACACAGAAGUUAAUUUUUCAUUUUACUUUUAAUCAUGUUUAAAUCUUGUUUGAUUUCUGCAAGUGACUAAAUGACUUCCACAGCACCGAACGUCUUCUUAAACCUUUUUUGAUUUCUUUGUUUUUAUUAGUAUAUUUGUAUCUCCCCUCUUUCCCUUGUAUUUACCCCUCUCUCUACCUCUGUCUUUCCAUUUCUCUUGUAUAUAACCCCCCACUGUUUUCAGACUCGUGAGUCUGUAUGAACUCCUUUUAUACCUCAACUUUAGAAUUGUUCUAGAAAGAGUAAAAACAAAAAGGAAGAAUAUGACAAAUUGUAGUGUUCUUAUUAGAAAAUUAAUAAAAUGAUUUAGUGUGAUUUUUUUCAGUAUUUGAUUUCAGAGUUUAGGAGUGUUUCAUUUUAUAAUUUGUCACAAAAUGCUCUUGUGAUAGUCAAACGUAAUAAAAGGAGAGAUUGCACCAUC
This is a messenger RNA of Sebastes umbrosus (honeycomb rockfish), 6135 nucleotides long. RefSeq names its product pre-B-cell leukemia transcription factor 4 (gene pbx4). Bases 751 to 1896 code for a protein of 381 amino acids. The transcript has 9 exons. Gene Ontology annotation, molecular function: RNA polymerase II cis-regulatory region sequence-specific DNA binding; DNA-binding transcription factor activity, RNA polymerase II-specific. NCBI's taxonomy places the organism in Eukaryota, Metazoa, Chordata, Actinopteri, Perciformes, Sebastidae. Gene Ontology annotation, biological process: neuron development; embryonic organ development; regulation of transcription by RNA polymerase II. Gene Ontology annotation, cellular component: nucleus. The record is from RefSeq and is a predicted model, not a curated record.